AGCGCCUGCUGUGGCAGCGACGAGCUCCGUCGGCCGCGUCCCCACCCCCGCCACCGAGCCCCUUGCCCGCGAGCCCGCGCCGCCCCCCGGUCAACUUUGAGCGGGAGGAGCAGCAACUUUGACGGUGGCCGCGGGGUUCGGAUCCCGCUUCUCCCCGGCAGCAGAAGCCUCGCAGGUCGCUGGCGUUAGGCGGGGCGAGAGUUUCCCCGGGCGCGUCGGCGCAGCGUCCAGCUGUUUGCAACCUGUUUCCAGCGAGCCGGGAGCGGGAUGGUGGCUGCCAGUCAUCCGCAAAGGGGCAACUCGUUUUUCUCUCCCUGUAGCGACCUCGGCUUACAACUGGAUAAAGCGGUUAUUGAAAGGGUGUAAAAAGGCAGCGCGACUGUUCCCAACUGGAUAAAGCGGUAUGGAAAGGAAGUAAAUAGGCAGAGCUACUGUUGCCGAGAAGGCAGCCGCCCAAAGGCAGGGAGGAACGUGGGGCUUGGUCCGGGCUUCUCCCAGUCGCAACAUUAACCAACAAGCAGGUGCUGGUGGCAACUUUUCAAGGUCGGCCACCGAGAGCAGCGAUUCCCCCUCUGAACCCUGGGGAUACGCGGCGCUCGGGCUGGAUUUGGCUGCGAAAUGCACGGGAAGCCGAAAGAGGAAGGAUUGUAGAAGGGGAGGGUUUGUGACCCAAGACCCAUCCCCCAACCUCUCCGUAAUCUCCCGUCCCCCAUCGCCGGGGCGGGGGUGAGUAUGUGACAUGUGUCCGACUCUCAGCAGCAAUUUAGGCAGCAGGUGUCGGUGCUAACCGGGAGCCACGCUGCCGGGCGCGCCCUCUGCGAGCCAUGCGGGCCCCGGGCGCGCCUCUCGCCCGCACCUCGCGGCUGCUGCUUCUGCUACUGCUCAAGCUCUCCGCCUCGCCUGCCCUCGGGGCCGCUCCUUGGCCCGGGAACGAGGCUUGCCUAGGACAGAACUGUUCGCCUGCACUGAGCCAGCGCCGCAGCAGGGACGCGUGGGGACGAAGUUCUGCAGGGGACCCUCUGCUAACCCGAGCGCCCAGGGAGAAGGAGCCGGAGCCGGCGGCGCGCGCGGCGCCCUGGCGGGACCUCAGGGCUGCCCGGGGCGGUGACCCAGGUGCGGGGACAGGGCCGGAGGUGUCGGCCGCGGAACCCUCGGGACCUCCCGCCAGACCCUCUGGAGCCUGGAGGUGGAGAGGGGCCCGGGGCCAGGAGCCCCCCGGAACUUUGGGAAGAGGGAACCCCCCGGCUCUCCAACUCUUCCUUCGGAGCUCAGAGGGGGCAGAGAAGGGUCCUAGAGGCGCUGGCAUUUCUGGGCACAGCCAGGAGCCGAGUGUGAGGACAGAACCUGCAGCCAGCGACCUUUAUUACUGGCCAAGGAGAGGCGGGAAACCCCAGGGUGCCCACCACGACCCCCCACCCAAGACGGUCGAUGGACCGUCGGGGCACGAAGGGCGGACGAUCGCACCCCCUGGCAGGGCGCUGGCCCAGAAUGGGUCCUCAGGGGAGGGCGUCCACGAGCGCGGGGGGCUCCGCCGGGGGAACAGCACGCACCGGCGCUUGCGACUGAAGAACCCCUUCUACCCGCUGACCCAGGAGUCCUACGGAGCUUAUGCGGUCAUGUGUCUGUCUGUGGUGAUCUUCGGGACCGGCAUCAUUGGCAACCUGGCGGUGAUGUGCAUCGUGUGUCACAACUACUACAUGCGGAGCAUCUCCAACUCCCUCCUGGCCAACCUGGCCUUCUGGGACUUUCUCAUCAUCUUCUUCUGCCUUCCGCUCGUCAUCUUUCACGAGCUGACGAAGAAGUGGCUGCUGGAGGACUUCUCUUGCAAGAUUGUGCCCUAUAUCGAGGUUGCUUCCCUCGGAGUCACUACCUUCACCUUAUGUGCUCUGUGUAUAGACCGCUUCCGUGCAGCCACCAACGUGCAGAUGUACUAUGAAAUGAUAGAGAACUGUUCUUCGACAACUGCCAAGCUUGCUGUUAUAUGGGUUGGUGCCCUACUGUUAGCACUUCCAGAAGUUGUUCUCCGCCAGCUGAGCAAGGAGGAUUUGGGGUUUAGUGGCAGAGCUCCUGCGGAACGCUGUGUUAUUAAGGUUUCCCCUGAUUUGCCAGACACCAUCUAUGUUUUAGCUCUUACCUAUGACAGUGCAAGACUCUGGUGGUACUUUGGCUGUUACUUUUGUUUGCCCACACUUUUCACCAUCACCUGCUCUUUAGUGACUGCAAGGAAAAUCCGCAAAGCUGAGAAAGCCUGUACGCGAGGGAAUAAACGACAGAUUCAGCUAGAAAGCCAGAUGAACUGUACAGUAGUGGCUCUGACCAUUUUAUAUGGAUUUUGCAUUAUUCCUGAAAAUAUCUGCAAUAUUGUUACUGCCUACAUGGCGACAGGGGUUUCUCAGCAGACAAUGGACCUGCUUUAUAUCAUCAGCCAGUUCCUUUUGUUCUUUAAGUCCUGUGUUACCCCUGUCCUCCUUUUCUGUCUUUGCAAACCCUUCAGUCGGGCUUUUAUGGAGUGCUGUUGCUGUUGCUGUGAUGAGUGCAUUCAGAAGUCUUCAACAGUGACCAGCGAUGACAAUGACAACGAAUAUACCACAGAACUUGAACUCUCACCUUUUAGUACCAUACGCCGCGAAAUGUCCACUUUUGCUUCUGUUGGAACUCAUUGCUGAAAGACAGCCUUUUGUUGGUUACAUUUACUUGUUUGAUUUUCAUAUCCUGUGAAAGUUUUUACUUCAUAUUUUUCCCUCCUGGGAAAAAAAUGCAGCAAAAGAGAGAAAUAUUAACUACUGUAGAACUGAUUUUGCAAAUUAAUAUUUGUGCUUUGAAAAAAAUGUUUAUAUUUAGUUAUUUAAGAAAUAUGAGGAGGCCAAUAGUUUUAGGUCAUUUUAUUUGGUAUGGUGCUAAUAUUUUAUUUGAAAAAAGUUACUGCACCUUAAUUGCUAACUUUCUUUCUUUUAAAAAUAUAAUCAGUGUAUAUUGAUUAUAGCCAUGUGAUUUUGUAGGUUAUUUUGAGUUGUGAUGGAAAGUAUAUUGUAUAUGUUAUCGUGAGAUGAUUUGUAGUUAAAGAAGCAUUCACAAAGUAGCACCAAAUAAAUUAUACUUUAUUCUUUAAUAUCAUUGUCAAUCUACUUUUAACCAAGAGUCAAUAAAUCUUUUAAUUGCCUUAAAUACACAAUUAUUGGUUCUACGCACAAUUUAAAAUCAGCUUUAUUGCUUUAAAAUUCUAUUUUCCUUUAAGGCAGGUAAUCACCAUGAUGUUAUAAAGCAGUUUCUAACAGUACUAUUUUAUAUGCAUGAUUCAUAUAAAACUAUAUUGUAUGUUCAGACAAAAUUAUAUUUUUAAUAUUCAGAUACAGAUGUAAAAUUACUUCCGAAUAUUUAUAAAAUAUGAAUAAAUAGACAGCAGAGUAGGAAGAAAGUAUCUUUUUUCGGUUAUUUAUCUCUGAACCAGCAUGUAGAGCCACAGGUUUUCCCAAUAUAAAUUAUGAGCAAAAUCAAGGAUAAAACACAAUGCACUUGUCAUCUAAUUUCCUCUGAAUGUUGACCUUUAAAGCACUCUGAAUUCUAACUUUUCUCCAUUUAAAAAAUGAACUUGGUUAAAUCUGUGUGAUUUAAUUUCUUUAAGUAGAAUGAAAGUACAAUAGUGGAAUAAUAACAUAUUUAUAUAUCUUGAUUAGAACACUUGAAUAUUCAACCACGUUUAAAUUGAUAUUCCAUAAGCUUCCAACAAAAACUAACCUUCUCCAUUUGAAUUAUUUGAUUCUUUCCAGGAGUUUAAGUUCUAACAGUUGUGUAGGAUGUCUGCCUGUAAGGUUUGAGAAUGAAAACAAGGCACUGUUGUCUUCUCGCAGAUCCCUGAAAUAGGUCUUUGGAAAACGUCUCCAGGAUGUCUACACUAGGUUUUGGCUGCUGAGCAGAUUCAGCAAUUGUGAUUCCACAGUGUCUCUCAUGAUAUUUAGUCAACUUUAUAAAUCAAGAAACACUGAUUGAGCACGUGAUACAGAAAAUGCUCUGUGCUAUUAUCUGUAGUAAAUAAAGGUAACCAGAGCUUAGUGUCAGACUUUACAAAACUAGGCAGGAGUGGGAUGACAAAGCAGGAAUAAAACAAAUGUGUAAACGACAAUGGUAUAAGCUGGGACGUUAGGGAGGUGUGAUGUUCCAUGAUUGGUCAGAGAAGAGAAAACGAGCCCACCAGAUUAGAGGAGACCAUGCAAGGCUGUAAGAUAACUGGAUGGGUAGUCCAUCAGAAAGUUAAUAGAAGGUAGUGUGAGAAGUGGACAUUCCACGAGGAGGGAGCCAAUUAAACAAAAGAAUAGAAGGAGGGCUUAUCAUGUGUGACUGAAAAAUAAAUAGUCCAAUUUGGUAUCUGUUCUGUGUGGGCAUAGAAGCCUCAUGGAAUAUGCUGAUGAAAAUAUGCAUCGAGACCAUUUUAUAAAAGGGUCAUGUUUUGAAAGAUGUUUAGAUGGAGUCCUUCAAGCAAUGUGGGUUGGCUUUUAUGGUUUUUGAGCAUUGGGGAAACAUCAUCGUAUCUCUGUAGUAGGAAGAUCAAUCUGAAAACUGUUUAAACAGGCUAUUGGGAAGAGGCUGAAAGUGAAAAACCAAUAAGAAGCUAUUAUAAAGGUUAACCACAAUGAAGGAAGUUAGGACUCAAUUUUCUUUUAUCCUUGACUUUUGACGUUUCAGUAGUUGAAACACGUACCUUCUUAUUGAAUCCUAUUUCUGUCAAAGUAGAAACUUUGAUAACUCCAGUGAAGUUUUCCUAAGUGGAACGUGGUUUGGGAGUUUUCUCCACAGCUUUGCUCAUUGUUUUCUCACAAGAAUUCCUACAGCAUAUAUAUAUAUAUAUUUUGUUGACCUGUUUUGCUCUACUUCUUUCUAAUCCAGAGUCUGUCCCAUGUCUUCCCCUCUUCAAAGUUUCCUUAAAAAGAGAAACUCACACCUUAGAUUAAGUCUACUAGCAUUCUGAUUGGUCAGAAAUCUCUACAGAUGGUGUUUGAGCUACUGAACCAAAUCACUUCUGUGGUUUCAGGAUAGUCAGUGAAACUGUUUUUAAAAAUAUUCUACAUCUAUGCCUAUGUGUGUACAUAUAUCUGUAUCUAUAAUUUCAUAUUAUAAUCAACUUAGCAUUUCUUUGAUGAUUCACAAUUCUGAAAUCUUCAAAUUUAUGAUUUCAAAAAGCAACUCAUUUAUAUUCAACUCAAAGAACUUUUAUUAAACUUCUUUGCACCUGGUGCAAGGGUGGGCAGUUAGAACAUAGAACUAACUUUUCUUAACCUUAAGGUUCCUGCCAUCAAGUAAUUUAUUUGCUGAAAGGGGCAUAUUUGUAAGCAAAAAAAAAUUUAGUGGGAUAAGUGCAGCCUGCAUGAAACAUGGAGUGGAUGGUGGGAAGCUGAAGGUGAAUUGACUCCCUCUGAGGGCUCAAUGAUUAGAAGGGGGUAGGAAUGAAGGCUUCACAAAGGAGAAAGAUCAAAUGUUUAUUGGUCCACAUUUUAGAUCUAAGUGAUUUACAUCUGAAUCCUUAUGAAUUUGUAUUUAUUCUAAGGAAAUGAUGAUAGUUGUUUUUAAAAAUAUAUUCUUAAUAAUUCUUUUUCCUCAUUAUUUGCCUUUUUCUCAUAAAAGUGGAAUUAGAAUAAAGGUCCACAUCUUUAAUAAUUAUGGUAAGAUUGAUUUUAGUGUGUUAUAGAAAGUGUGCAAGUGAUACUGAGUGUAGAGGAUUGGUUAAGUAGUGGCUCUUUCAUUAUAUCUCAAUUCAUUUAUUCAGCCAAUAGUGAGUACUACUAUAGGUUAAACACUGCUGUGGGUGCAUUUGCUAUAGAAAUUGCAUAAAAUAAAAGUACAAUAUAUGUAUGGUAUGUUUGAUAUUGAAAAGUAACUUGGAGAAAAGGAGUAACAGUAUAAGGCAGGGUUAUGAAGGUGACACUGGAGACAAACAAAAAAGAUAGCUAUCUAGAGGAAGAAUAGGCGGUACAAAGGCUCUGAGGCAGGAACACACUUGGUAGGUUUCAGGAAUGUAAAGCGGCCAAUGUGGCUGGAACAGAUUGAGGGAGGAGAAGAGAAGUACCAGAUGAGAUCAGAAAGCUAAAAGGAAGCCAGAUGAUGUAGGGCCUGGUAAGCUACUGAAAUGACUCUGCUGUUUAUUCCUGGUAAGACUGCAAUGAAUGGUUUUGGAGAGAGAGAGAGGAGUGACAUGACAUUGUAAACAAUAUUUAUUCACUUAAUUUUAAAAUUAAUAUAAAAUUUUUAUUAAAAUAUACAGUAAAUUCACCCCUUUUAGACUACAGUCCUGAGCGCAUAUUAUGAUGCAACCACUACUGAAAAGUAUUGAACAGUUCUAUCAUUCUAGAAAAUUCCUGCAUGUGUCUUUGUAGACAACUCCUUAUUUCAACCCCAGUCCACCUAUUCAUCUGUUUUCUGUCCUUAUAUUUUCCCUUUUGAAGACUGUUCUAUAAAUGGAAUUAUGCCAUACAUAGCCUUUGAGUCUGGCUUUUUUCACUUAGCAUAAUAUAUUGGAUAUUCACCCGUGUUGUUGUGUGUUUCAGUAGUUUCUUUUUAUUGCAAAGAAAUAUUCCAUUGUGUGGAUAUAUCACAGUGUAUCCCUUUCUUUCCCAGUUGAGAGACAUUUGCAAUGUUUCAAGUUUUUGGUGAUUAAGAAUAAAGUCACUAUAAAUA
Canis lupus familiaris (dog) is the source of this 6666-nucleotide messenger RNA. RefSeq names its product G protein-coupled receptor 37 (gene GPR37). The record is from RefSeq and is a predicted model, not a curated record. The transcript is spliced from 2 exons. Gene Ontology annotation, cellular component: signaling receptor complex; plasma membrane. The coding region runs from base 825 to 2666 and encodes 613 amino acids. Lineage: Eukaryota; Metazoa; Chordata; Mammalia; Carnivora; Canidae. Gene Ontology annotation, molecular function: G protein-coupled peptide receptor activity; prosaposin receptor activity. Gene Ontology annotation, biological process: positive regulation of MAPK cascade; adenylate cyclase-inhibiting G protein-coupled receptor signaling pathway.